AUGACGGGCAAGGCGGGCGAGGCGCUGGCCCACGGCCUGCCCAGCAAGCCCAAAGCCCCCGACGGCGCGCCGCCUCCGCCGGCCUCGGGCCAGCCGGGGGCAGGGGCGGCGGCGGCCCCGGGGGCCAAGCCCGCCUCGACCCCCACGGCGCCGCGCUGCACUGGCUUCGGCAUCCAGGAGAUCUUGGGCUUGAACAAGGAGCCGCCUCCUCACCCGCGCGCCGCCCUGGACUCCCUGCCCGCCGGGCACCUGCUGGCGGCCCGCUCGGUCCUCAGCCCCGCCGGCGUGGGCGGCGUGGGCAUGGGGUUGCUGAGCGCCGGCUCUCUGCCCGGCUUCUACGGGCAGCCCACCUUCCUGGAGGUGCUGGCCGACCCGCCCAGCGUCCACCUGCAGCCGCUGGGCCGAGUCCCCGCGCAGCUGGACACCAGCCAGACGGCCAGCUCAGAUUCCGAGGACGUUUCCUCCAGCGACAGGAAAAUGUCCAAAUCCUCCUUGAACCAGAGCAAGAAGCGGAAGAAGAGACGGCACAGGACAAUCUUCACGUCCUAUCAACUGGAGGAGUUGGAAAAAGCCUUCAAUGAGGCCCAUUAUCCUGAUGUCUAUGCAAGGGAGAUGCUGGCUAUGAAAACAGAACUUCCUGAAGACAGGAUACAGGUUUGGUUUCAGAAUCGAAGAGCCAAAUGGCGGAAGAGGGAGAAAUGCUGGGGCAGGAGCAGUGUAAUGGCAGAAUAUGGGCUCUAUGGUGCAAUGGUACGUCACUCCAUCCCUCUGCCAGAGUCCAUCCUCAAAUCGGCCAAGGAUGGCAUAAUGGAAUCCUGUGCUCCUUGGCUGUUGGGGAUGCACAAAAAAUCUCUGGAGGCAGCGGCUGAGGCGGGGAGGAAGCCAGAGGUGGAGCGCCAGGCCCUGCCCAAGCUUGACAAGAGCGACAAGGAAGAAAGGGGCCUAGAUUCCAAAACCACCAUUUCCCAGGAAGAACUGAGAGAGAACAGCAUUGCUGCCCUCAGGGCCAAAGCUCAGGAGCACAGCACCAAAGUCCUGGGGACCAUCCCUGGAGAUCCUGCUACCCCAAUAAGGAAGCCAGAAAAAGAGGAAGAGGCAGCCACAGCAGAGGACCAACGACAAAUGGAAAAAUCAGAUUUAUCACAAGAGGAAGAGAAGCUGAUUUAG
Messenger RNA from Eublepharis macularius, 1167 nucleotides. RefSeq names its product visual system homeobox 2 (gene VSX2). The record is from RefSeq and is a predicted model, not a curated record. Gene Ontology annotation, cellular component: nucleus. Gene Ontology annotation, biological process: regulation of transcription by RNA polymerase II. Bases 1 to 1167 code for a protein of 388 amino acids. NCBI's taxonomy places the organism in Eukaryota, Metazoa, Chordata, Lepidosauria, Squamata, Eublepharidae. The transcript has 5 exons. Gene Ontology annotation, molecular function: DNA-binding transcription factor activity, RNA polymerase II-specific; sequence-specific double-stranded DNA binding.